Messenger RNA from Danaus plexippus (monarch butterfly), 1495 nucleotides. RefSeq lists its product as uncharacterized. The record is from RefSeq and is a predicted model, not a curated record. Lineage: Eukaryota; Metazoa; Arthropoda; Insecta; Lepidoptera; Nymphalidae. Bases 44 to 1480 code for a protein of 478 amino acids. The transcript is spliced from 10 exons.
AACGGACUUCGUUACAUAACAAACAUUUGUCUCCUUACUCAAGAUGUUGGUGUUAGCGGCUCUCAUUGUGCUUGCGGGGACCGUGACCUGUCAUUCGGCUCAUUUCAUCAAGCCAUGUCACAGAAACGACAGGGCGUGUUUGAAGCUAUCAGCUCAAGCUGCGGUUCCGAUCCUAGCUAAAGGCAUCCCAAGCUUGGGCAUGAAGCCUUUGGAUCCCAUGGAUAUGGAGGAGGUCAAGGCUAAUAGGGCCGGCCUUAUGAUGCACUUCACCAAUACUAAAGUUUUGGGCUUAAAACAUUGCAAAGUUCUUGAUUUGGUACGUGCGAGUGAUAGCACAACCAUAACCCUCAAGUGCUCGGUGGCUUUGAAGGGUUCGUACUCACUGGGCGGGAAGUUGCUCAUCGUUGACAUAUCGGGAGUUGGGCCGUACACGAUAUUCAUACAUGAUAUAGUAGUUAAGGUGAAGCUUAACGUGGGCGAGCGCGAGGAGCAAGGAAAACGAUAUUGGACUAUUGACAGUUGGAAACACUCAGCUGACGUGACGGGACAAGUGCGAUUCAACUUUCACAACCUCUUCAAUGGAAACGUAGCAUUAGCCAAACAAAUCCUGGACUACGCGAAUCAAAACUGGCACACAAUAUUUGAGGAAGUUUCCCCGCCCAUCGUGACGGCGAUCGUCUCUCAGAUAGUAAACGAAACAACGAAGCUGUUCAAUCAAAUUCCUAUCGAUGACCUCGCCUUAUUUUUGUAUAUUAAUAUGUUAUCCGUGAUUGCCUUGUUGUGUUUCGUCGUUACUUCAGACGGAGUCUCAGUUGCAUCCUUCUUCCCACUAUGUAAGCUUGGUGACGAUGCUUGCAUGCUGUCCUCCGCCAAGUCGUCUCUGCCAAUAUUAGUGAAAGGCAUACCAGAACUGGGAGUUGGGAGUAUAGACCCCAUGUACAUACCGCUGAUAGUGAGCGACGAGAGUGGACUGAAGCUGAAAUUCAAGAACUCGACCAUGACCGGCUUGUCGGGAUGUCAUGUUGAUGAUUUCAAACAUGAUCAUAUCAAAAAGAAGCAGUACACAAAAAUAACUUGUGACGUCACUUUGAGUGGGAACUACGAGGUUCAAGGAAAAGUGCUGAUACUACCAGUGGAAGGAAAUGGGAAAUAUAAUAUAGACAUACGUGGCAUCUCUGUGAAAUGUAAUUUCAAUUUGACUGAAUUCGAAGAGUCCGGAGUCUCGCACUGGAAAAUAAGCGACGAUUGGUCUGAAACUUACAAAUUCAAAGUGCGGGACGGAGCCACCUUCCACUUCGAAAACCUAUUUAACGGCAACAAAAUACUUGCUGAUCCAGUCUUAGAAUUGAUAAACUCAAAUUGGAAGGACAUUAUGGAAGAAAUCGCGCCUCCAAUAAUUAAAGCUGUCAUUGUACGAGAAGUGGAAGCAGUGAACAUGCUGUAUAGUGCUGUACCCGCUGAUGACUUUUUCGUGAAAUAAUGAAAGAUCGAUAUA